UGCUGCUGCAUCCUAAAUAUAGCAGGGCCAACGGGAGGCUGGGUGGGACGUCACUAUAUAAGCCCGGGAUGAGCCAGACGUGUUCCUUACACAGACAUACAGGCACCUGCCAGGAACCGUAGAGCCCUAUUCUGCAUCCUUCUGUUUGUUUCUGCCGCCAAGUCCACACGAUUGACUUCAAUGAACCUGAAAUCGUCUUCUGCCUUCCGAUCGGAGCACAGUUUUAAGCAGACAUCCUCUUCGUCAUCCACCGGCCAGCCUCGGGAACAGUACAUGGACAAGACUUUGGGCAUCUUCAGCGAUGACUUUGGCAAGUUCCGAAGACCCCUUGGCUUCUCAGGCAAGUUGGACUUGUACAUAAAUAACCAACAGGUAUUCCCAGAUUGGAAUCUUGAUUCAGUGUAAUGUCUGCUUCACAGAGAUCUGAGAUUUAUUUUAACCCAAAAUCCAGAGUUCAGAAAACGCUGAUUUCUCCAACGCGGCCCAUAAAUAACAGCUGGAGAGUCUUAGAUAAACAUCUAUUCAAACAUUAACCGGUUCAUUAUGAUAAUGGACAAAAACCUGCGUCCUCUGGUUCUCCACACAAUGCCUUGGGUAAAACUAUUCCAGACUCUGGCAUUUAUCACUCUCACUGCGUCGACAUCGGGUGGCGGGGGAAGGGGAAUAGGAACUUUGCAAAAAUAUGAGGGUAGAUUUAUAGCAGCAUUUCUAAUUGAAAAGCGUGUUCUAAAAGUGGUGUGAUCACCAUGGAAACCACCGUGGAAUGCGCCGGACCCUUUCAAUGUUUCUUAACAUUUUACGACACUUUUCUGUUUGUGACAUAGACCGUAUUCCCCACCCCCAGAGCUUUAUGGGGAGAUUUAUCAAGGCUAAACACGUGCAACUUUGGGUGCAAAGUGCUAUAUGAUAUGUUACAAAUCUAUUGGUUUCUAUGGCGAUUGCUCAUCAUUUAGCUCUCCCCAGAACAGUACCUGGCUUUGACUUAAUAAAUCUCGCCAUUAACAUCUACUUUUCCUACUGGACUAGUUUGUUCUAAAGGUUGCAUGUUGAUUGUGAACUUGAAAAUAAAGUGUCCCUUUGUAAUUCAGAUACCGUAAUCUGUAUCCUUCAUUCCCCUCAUAAUUUUAUUGCAAUCCCAGUCAAUCCGAGUGAAGUUGCACAAUAGAAUCAUUAAUCUGCUUCUUGUAGUCACAACUCACCCUGCUCGAUCAGAGGUGGGUAUUGUCAGUACUGAUGUUGCAUUGACUGGAAAAGCAUGAUGGAGUCCAGGUUAAGGUUGGUUUAACCCUAUCUCUCACCACAAACAUAAAGUGAGUUUCUACAUGCACAACUAAUAACAUGUGUUUGUAAAAGUUUAAUAAUGCCAAGUAUUUCAUAGGAAGCCCCAGUACAGGUCAGGUUAGUUGUGUUUGUACUUCGCUGUGGAGUAUGUUGGUAUUAGAGCGCUGGGAUGCUAACUGAUGAAGUUUAGUGUCAAACUGUGUGUGACCAUAAAGGGUUAACUGUGUUAACAUGUUUAAUGGCCAGGUUCCAUAUAAUGCUUUAUGUUUUUAUAACUGUUUGAUAAUUUGCAAUGUUUUUGGAAUGCUCUGUUUGUGGGACAAUACGAAUGGAAGUUAUAAAAAGAUUUAGUAUUCAAGGAAGAAAAAACUUCAGUGAGGUUGGCAUCCAGGGGCUGCUAACAGUGCUUGGCACCCUGGGUAGCUGCCUCAUUUAUUGAUAUAAUAUGAUAUGAUAGACAUAGAUUAGCCAGGCACAAACACCACUAGGACAGCAAACUCUGCUGGGCUGUCAGUUUCUUCACUGUAACCACACUGGCACUGCAUGAUGGCACUGUAUCUCUGGCACACUGUAUGAUGGCACUGUAUCUCUGGCACACUGCAGAAUGGCAUGGUAUUACUGGCACACUCUAGGAUGGCACUGUAUCUCUGGAACAUUGCAUGAUAGCUCUGUAUCUUGGUCACACGGCAGGAUAACACUGUAUCACUGGCACACUGCAGGAUAACACUAUCUCUGUCUCACUGCAGGAUAACACUAUAUCACUGGCACACUGCAGGAUAGCACUGUAUUACUGGCACACUGCAGGAUAACACUGUAUCACUGGCACACUGCAGGAUUACACUGUAUCUCUGGCUCACUGCAGGAUAGCACUAUAUCACUGGCACACUGCAGGAUAACACUGUAUCACUGGCACACUGCAGGAUUACACUGUAUCUCUGGCUCACUGCAGGAUAACACUGUAUCACUGGUACACUGCAGGAUAGCACUGUAUCACUGGCACACUGCAGGAUAACACUGUAUCUGGCGCACUGUAUCACUGGCUCACUGCAGGAUAGCACUAUAUCACUGGGACACUGCAGGGUAGCACUGUAUCUAGCACACCACAGGAUAGCACUAUAUUACUGGCAUACUGCAGGAUGGCACUGCAUCACUGGCACACUGCAGGGUAACACUGUAUCUGGCACACUGUAUCACUGGCUCACUGCAGGAUAGCACUAUAUCACUGGGACACUGCAGGGUAGCACUGUAUCUAGCACACCACAGGAUAGCACUAUAUCACUGGGACACUGCAGGGUAGCACUGUAUCUAGCACACAACAGGAUAGCACUAUAUUACUGGCAUACUGCAGGAUGGCACUGCAUCACUGGCACACUGCAGGAUAGCACUGCAUCACUGGCACACUGCAGGGUAGUGUUGUCGUCGUUAGAGAGUUCCUACAGGAUGAUACGGAUCACAAUAUAAGCCAGGCAUGCUAUAUUAUUCCUUUAAGUGUAGGCUGCACAUGGAGUAAAUCCAAUGAUGCCUUUUCUCUACUCACAGCUGGUUCUGGGGUGUCUGAGAACGUGAAGACUAUGGGGAACACCUACCAGUUUGCUGUGGAUGUGAGAGAUUUCUCCCCAGAGGAUAUUAUUGUCACCACUUCAAACAACCAGAUUGAGGUUCAUGCAGAGAAGGUGAGAAGGUAUAUGGUUACAAUCAUGGGAAGGUCAACUUGGUCAUUGGGGUCACAAAGUGUCCCAUGUUAUUCUACACCGUGUUUCUAGCAAAAUAAUGUUCCACCUGUACUUUCACUAACCACCCACCCGUACUUCCACUAAACACCCACCUGUACUUCCACUAACCACCCACCCGUACUUCCACUAAACACCCACCUGUACUUCCACUAACCACCCACCCGUACUUCCACUAACCACCCACCUGUACUUUCACUAACCACCCAACUGUACUUCCACUAACCACCCACCCGUACUUCCACUAACCACCCACCCGUACUUCCACUAAACACCCACCUGUACUUCCGCUAACCACCCACCCGUACUUCCACUAACCACCCACCUGUACUUCCACUAACCACCCACCCGUACUUCCACUAACCACCCACCUGUACUUUCACUAACCACCCAACUGUACUUCCACUAACCACCCACCCGUACUUCCACUAACCACCCACCCGUACUUCCACUAAACACCCACCUGUACUUCCACUAACCACCCACCCGUACUUCCACUAACCACCCAUCUGUACUUUCACUAACCACCCACCUGUGCUUACAUUAAACACCCACCUGUGCUCCCAUAUUAUAUUUUAUAUUACAGUGUAUUAUAGAAACAUAGAAACAUAGAAUGUGACGGCAGAUAAGAACCAUUCGGCCCAUCUAGUCUGCCCAAUUUUCUAAAUACUUUCAUUAGUCCCUAGCCUUAUCUUAUAGUUAGGAUAGCCUUAUGCCUAUCCCACGCAUGCUUAAACUUCUUUACUGUGUUAACCUCUACCGCUUCAGCUGGAAGGCUAUUCCAUGCAUCCACUACCCUCUCAGUAAAGUUAUACUUCCUGAUAUUAUUUUACUGUGUUCAUUCCGUUAAUAUAUUUAAAUGUUUAUAUAUAGGAUGUACACAGUAUAUUAUAUAUUAUAUUAUAUUAUAGUUUAUAUAGGAUGAACACAGUAUAAUAUAUAUAGUAUGAUAUAUAUUGUAUAAUAUAUAUAGGAUGAACACAUGAUGUAUUGUUUUUAAUAAUUGUAUUUCUUUAUUUUAUCUUUAUAAUCUCACAUCACAAUGCAUUUACACUCUAUAUUGAAACAUCGAAACAAUUACAUGUCAAGCAGAGACAACAUUGAUAAGACAAUUUUGCGAUGUGAGAGGUUUUUGCAAUUAUAGUAUUAAACGUAGAAGCUUUCUUAAAACAUAAGAAAUGACAGCAGUGAUACAGCAUUAAUGCAAGAAUAUGAAAGCCACUAAACUCCGGUAAUGGAAUAGCCGAAAUAUAGCGCAAGACUGAGUAACAAUAAAAAUUAAACAAACACAACUGAAGAAAAACAAACAAAGUGCCACAUGGUAGGUAGUUUCUGUUCACGUUUGCUCUGAGGUCCAAAUCACCCAAUUCCCAAUGUUAGGAUACUGCUUACCCACACAGGGCAAAUUUCUGCCUACCCAGUCUUAGGGGCGCACUCCUGAAGAACUGUAGCUGGAGAUAAUAUGCUUGAACGGUCCCAGGCCUCAAUACAAGCCAUCAUCCAUUGAUCUGUCCACUUUCUGGGUAAAUCUGCUUUAUCAGUGUGACUAUCUGCACUAGACCUACCGGGAUGUGAGUGGUGCAGGAGAAAUUGACUAUUCAAGGCUCACGUUUUAGGUAAGCAUAUCCUGAAAUUGGCCACCUGCCAUGUGUCCAGGUGGAGGCCCAUUCAGUAGGGUGGUCGAGGAUCGUAGGAAGGGAACAUUGCACUAGCGGAAUCAGUUUCAUUUAUUGUUAAAUUGGAUAGAAGAAAUUAGAUUUCUAGCAUUUGUGCAAUUGGUGCUCGGACUUCCCAAACCAGACUCUCUUCCUUCUGGCUGUAGAUAAAUGUACAAAAGUGAUGUAGGGAAGCAGCGCCGUCAGUUAUGUCCUUAAACCCAAUUGAGUAAAAGGUGAUAUGAAAUGAUAAGAAGACGAUAAAACGAGAUCUAGUGCAGUAGUUUCAUUGCUGAUAUUAGAAGAAAAGAAAUAAAUACACAUACAAUAUUCUGGACCUUAAAAUUAGCUCCAGAUAUAUUCGCUUGGACGUUAUGAUCCCCGUCUAUGGAUAUGCUGCAUAUUUAUAGACAGGGAUAAUACUGCACAAGUGAAUACAUCAUUUUAAGCUCCAGAAAAUUGGAAGUGUAUUUCUUUCUUUUUAAUUUAAUAUCACCAGCAAUGAAAAUACUGCACUAGAUUUUGUUUUAUUGUCAUUCCAUAUCACCCUUUACUCCACUGGAUUUGAGGACAUUUAUUGUUAAAUUACUAGUUAAUGGUCUCUACCCACGCAGAUUGCCAUCGUUAGUGUAGUUAGCUUUAUAGAGCGAUGCUCCUCCUCCAUCUCUUCUCUCCGUGUAGCGAACUCGCCUGCAGUGGAGACUGGGAUAACCAGGCCCGGACUGGCCAUUGGGUACACCGGGCAAAUGCAUGGUGGGCCGCGGUGGCCAUUGGCCGAGGCCGGCAGGGGAGGUCAUAGGAUCUCCCCUGCCGGUCUAUGCAGGGCAGGCACUAUCUGAGCGCCAGCCCCGCUGUUUUCCAUGACGGGCCGGUGGGGAGAUCAAAGAUCUCCCUCACCGGCCCUCAUGCGGCUGGGGAGGGAGGGAGAGGAGGACCCGGCGGAGCUCUAUCUUGCAGCUCCGCCAGGUACCUCUCGGGAGAUUGGGAGCAUUGCCAUGGCAACACCCCCGACCUCGCGAGAGUGAACUCUAGCCUGCUAGAGCUCUUCAGCAGAGCUCUGCGCAUGGUCUGCCCUGGAAGAGCAUUGAACCAACAUUCUCACUUUGAGAGGGGGCGUGUUUGUCAUUAGUGAUGACAAAACACACCCUCUCUGCCCCGCCCCCUUCUUAGUGGGCUGCUGUGAUAAAAAAAUGCCCGGGCUGAAUUUUUUUCCCAGUCCGGCCCUGGGGGUAACCCCCACAAAUGAGGGGUGGAAUGGGGGACAGGACUUCUGGAUCUGCAAGUCUUUUCAGAAGUGGGAAAUGGCUGGCAUCCCCCACCAUGACAGGUCAGUAGGCCUCAAUUUGAAGGAGCCUGGAAAACGCUGAAAAACCUAAACUGGUUCGGUCCAUCAUUGGAUUACAAUGUCUGCUGGUUUUAAUCGAUUGAUAAAUAAAGCCAAAUUGCCAAGUAUGAAGCUCCUAGAAAAAGGGACACUAGGACAGAAAAGAGGGACAGACGGAUUUAAGCUCAAAAUAGGGACUGUCUUUACUAAGUAGGGACACUUGGAAGGUAUGUAGCAAAUAUGGGAGGGUGGCAGCGCUCAGAUGUACUUGAUAAAAGGGUUUUCAUGCCAGGAAGGUGUGUUAUGCAGAUCUGUACAAUAAUGGUGACAUUAUUCAGUUACUGUUGGAAUCUAUAAAGUAUACAUACAGUAUAAACACAUUGUGUCACUGUGUUACAUAUGUAAUGUAGAAAGCAUGCCUAUAGCAUUCCAUAGUGUCUGCUACAUACAAGCUGUCUCCAAACCGAGCGUGUUUACAUACUGACAUUCUUCUGCUACCUUUUAAACAAUUUCAAUUUUUUUUUGUAAGAUUUCCAGUUUAAGUUCAUCAUUUAUAAUUUCCCCGAACAUUUUAAAGUGUUGACGCAUUAAACAGGGUUAAAGAAUAGCGUUGCUGUGAUUACUGCUGAUUUAAUUAUAGAUAUUUAACAUUACAAAGGUCAAAGGAAACAUACUUUCAAGAAAUUUAAUAUCCUGACCUGUUGUGAAAACAUCUCCUGAUUGCAAAUUGCCAAGGCUGAUGGUAUUUAUGAAGAUUUUAUGAUUUGUGUAGAAAACAUUCUAUUCUUUUUAUCAUUAACCAAUGAGUAGAGAGAGUGGAAUGAUUUAUAUAUAUAUAUAUUUACCAAUGGGUUUUAGAGAUAUAACCUACACGUUCUAACAGGAUUAUUCACUGAGAAGUGUUGCGAAUUGAAGGAACACAAUAGAAACAGGAAUAAAAACGUAUUCCUGAGACUAUAGUUCUCCAUUGUACAGCGCUACGGAAUUUGAUGGCGCUAUAUAAAUAAUAAAAUAAUAAUAAUAAUAAUAAAAUACCUAUUUAGUCCCCUGGCCCACCCUUACCUUCUGUAAAAAGGAGGUUUACUUACUUUUAUUUAAGCACAGCUCAGGUCUCCUCGUGGUUAGCUCCACACUCCAGCCCCUUGGCUGAGAUCCUCAAAAUUGACAAUCUCAGCCAAUCCUAUCCUUUUCUAUAGGAAAGCAUUGGGAGGCUAAUGCGCAUGCGUGGAAAAAUGCUGAGCUGCGCCAAUCAGUAUCUCCUCAUAGAGAUGCAUUGAAUCAGUGCAUCGCUAUGGGGAGUGUUUAGUGUCUCCAUGCAGAGCGUGGAGAUGCUGAACGUCAAUGCUGCACACUGUAGAGCACUCACACAGGAAGGCUCUCUAGUGGCCGUCUGAGUGACUGUCCCUAGAGGUGUUACUAGAAAGCAAUGUAAACACGGCCGUUUCUCUAAAAAGGUAGUGUUUACAUUAAAAAGCCUGCAGGCACAGGUUAUAGACACCAGAACCACCACAUUAAGCUGCAGUUGUUCUGGUGACUAUAGUGCCUCUUUAAAAUGUAAGUUAUAUUGAAAUAUAGUUUGACUUUGCAAAAUAAUCUCACUUUAGAGAACAACCCAGCUAAAAACAAAAAUGCAAGUGUGAUAAAUAGCAGAGAAACCGUUGUGUCUUUUUACUAUUUGGAUACCCAUAGCAUAAGAGGAGAUGAGAGUUCAUUCUUCUAGCCAUUAAAACUCAAAAAAUUGUGUCUGUUUAGUAUUUGUAUUCUCAGAGUUCCAAAUACCUGUUGUUUUCUACAUGACUGACAAACUGUCUCAAUAUGCUCGCAGCUAGCCCCUGAUGGGACAAUCAUGAACACCUUCACGCACAAAUGUCAGCUCCCGGAAGAUGUGGAUCCUACCACGGUGAACUCUGCCCUGGGAGAAGAUGGCAUGCUCACUGUCAAGGCUCAGAGGAACUCUUCCAAGCACACGGACCACCUGAAAGAAACCUUCCGGACUGAGAUUAAAAUCUAAAUGCGUGCCACGGAAUCUUCUGCCACGUAAAGAACUGUUUGACGGUUUGAUGGUUUCACAAAAAUGUUCCCUAAAGAUUAUUGCAAAGUUUGCAUCCACCCUCGUGUUCUUCACAUUUAUGGGCACCCCCGAAAAUAAUUGAUCAUAGCGUGGACACCCUUGAGACGUGGUGGUCAUAGUAGGUGUGUAUCUCACAGAAAAGAGAUUUGCUUUUCAGACCAUCACAAAUAGUGUGUGUGUGUGUUGUGGUGAAUGGUAAUGAAUAAUAUCACAUCGCCGCAAUUAGCAAUUUAGUGUGGACAUUCCAUAUAAUUCAGAAAGGUGGGCAUGGGAAUCGAGCAAACUGAUUUAUAGUCUGUGUAAAAGGAAAGAAUAUUAUUAGGAUACGAUUCUAUUACAUGGUAUUGAAAAAUGAUUUCUUCCAUGAUUUAUUAUUAAUUGUUGCACCUAAUCUGAAAUAAAAUAUGUCAGAAAUAAUACAUUUUGAAAAAAAGCAAACAUAAAACAAAUCAGAUUGGAUAAAAGAUUUUGAAAUCUAAAUCUAAAUUUUAAUAAUAAUUAGAUAUGCUAACAAAUAAAUGCUGGUUUCUGUAAAUAAAGAAUUGUACAAAAAGUGGUUUCUGUGAACUUGUUUUAAAUAACCAGUGUCAAAUAAGUGCGAUCUACUCUGUGUAAAUCGCGGAAGCGACCUCUAGUGGCUGUCAGAUUAACCCUGAAAUGUAAACAUAGGGAAAUCUCUGAAACUGCUAUGUUUACAGCUGCAGGGCUAAAACCUGGGCGGCCUGGCACCCAGACCAUUUCAUUGAGCUGAAGUGGUCUGGGCGCCUAUAAUGGUCCUUUAACAUCACUUCCAAAUCCCGUCCUCCUACCAACAUUAACGAAUAAAAGUGACAUUUCUACUGAUACAAUGUAAAGUUAUUUGUGUGUAAUGGCCCCAUUAGAAUCCAUUAGACCCAGUGGGGUAACUUCACAGGAGGCCAUUCUAGACAGUCUGCGUUAUUGGGUGCUUCUUAUGGUUUUUCUUGGAUUGAGUUUGACAAAGGUCCCAUUAAUCCCAGUAAUGUGUUUUGAAGGGAUUGUUUCCAUGUAACGUUCCUACCCCCUGGCAGGUCAGUUGGUGAUGAAAAUGAAGGAGAUUAAGAAGGGAAGUUGGUGGAGACUAAGUAUCAGUGGGUCAGUGAGGAGGUGUCUCAUGGCAGAGGGGCUCAUGGCAGAGGGGCUCUGGUACCUGAUUGUUACACAAUAUAUAAAAGCUGAGAGAUGAAGAGGCUGUAUGUGAGCACAAGAGGAAAAUGGAGGCUGGUAGAUGAGUGGAACUGAGGGGGAGGCUGUGAGAGACAGAGGAAGGCAGGUGAGUAUGAGCAUCUGUCAGUGUGAGGGAGGGAGGCUGUGAGUGCGAGUACCAGUCAGUGUGAGGGAGGGAGGCUGUGAGUGCGAGUACCAGUCAGUGUGAGGGAGGGAGGCUGUGAGUAUCUGUUAGUUUGAGGUGAGGAGGCUGUGAGUGUGAGUAUCUGUCAGUGUUAGGGAAGGAGGCUGUGAGUAUCUGUCAGUGUGAGGGAGGGAGGCUGUGAGUAUCUGUCAGUGUGAGGGAAGGAGGCUGUGAGUAUCUGUCAGUGUGAGGGAGGGAGGCUGUGACUGCGAGUACCAGUCAGUGUGAGGGAGGGAGGCUGUAUCUGUUAGUUUGAGGUGAGGAGGCUGUGAGUGUGAGUAUCUGUCAGUGUGAGGGAAGGAGGCUGUGAGUAUCUGUCAGUGUGAGGGAAGGAGGCUGUGAGUAUCUGUCAGUGUGAGGGAAGGAGGCUGUGAGUAUCUGUCAGUGUGAGGGAGGGAGGCUGUGAGUGCGAGUACCAGUCAGUGUGAGGGAGGGAGGCUGUGAGUAUCUGUUAGUUUGAGGUGAGGAGGCUGUGAGUGUGAGUAUCUGUCAGUGUGAGGGAAGGAGGCUGUGAGUAUCUGUCAGUGUGAGGGAAGGAGGCUGUGAGUAUCUGUCAGUGUGAGGGAAGGAGGCCGUGAGUAUCUGUCAGUGUGAGGGAGGGAGGCUGUGAGUGCGAGUACCAGUCAGUGUGAGGGAGGGAGGCUGUGAGUAUCUGUUAGUUUGAGGUGAGGAGGCUGUGAGUGUGAGUAUCUGUCAGUGUGAGGGAAGGAGGCUGUGAGUAUCUGUCAGUGUGAGGGAGGGAGGCUGUGAGUAUCUGUCAGUGUGAGGGAGGGAGGCUGUGAGUGUGAGCAUCUGUCACUGUAAGGUGAGGAGGCUGUGAGUGUGAGUACCAGUCAGUGUGAAGGAGGGAGGCUGUGAUUAUCUGUCAGUGUGAGGGAAGGAGGCUGUGAGUAUCUGUCAGUGUGAGGGAGGGAGGCUGUGAAUGUGAGUAUCUGUCAGUGUGAGGGAGGCUGUGAGUGUGAGUAUCUGUCAGUGUAAGGUGAGGAGGCUGUGAGUGUGAGUAUCGGUCAGUGUGAUUGAAGGAGGCUGUGAGUGUGAGUUUCUGUUGGUUAGUUAUUCUGAGUGAGAACUUGGGUGAGUGUACUGUGAGUGUAAGUGUCUGUCAGUUGGAGGGAAGGAGGCUGUGAGUGUGAGUUUCUGUUGGUUAGUUAUUCUGAGUGAGAACUUGGGUGAGUGUACUGUGAGUGUAAGUGUCUGUCAUUUGGAGGGAAGGAGGCUGUGAGUGUGAGUUUCUGUUGGUUAGUUAUUCAUAGUGAGUGUACUGUGAGUGGGAGUGUCUAGAUAUUGAGACGAACGAGCUAUUUCCAGUAUUGUAAUUACGAUGUGAGUCUCCAGUUUCCCCUGGGAAAUGGCUCUUCUAUAACUUCUAUUGUCAAUAAAUUAUAUCUUUGCUUUUGUGUCAUGUUAAACAAUUUGUAUUCUCUCUCUGUCUGUGUGUUAUUUGUCUCUACAUGGUUAUUACAAGGUUAUUACAAGGUUAUUACAAGGUCAUUCGUUCAUCAUAAACUAAUAAAUUGUCAGUCUGGAUCAGGAAGGACUCUACUUUCGUUUAAUUAACAUGUCCAUUAUUAGUACAUCCUAUUCCUAAUGGCAGUGGUCAAAGUGAUCAAUUUAAUGAGUAAACUGCAACAAGCUCUUAAAAUAAUGUUAAUUAAUAUUUACAUCAUUUUAUUUCAAUAAACUUCACUGAAAUUGAGUGUGA
Messenger RNA from Pelobates cultripes (western spadefoot toad), 11132 nucleotides. The record is from the annotation of a GenBank genome assembly. Lineage: Eukaryota; Metazoa; Chordata; Amphibia; Anura; Pelobatidae.